Phanerochaete carnosa HHB-10118-sp is the source of this 2701-nucleotide messenger RNA. RefSeq lists its product as uncharacterized. NCBI's taxonomy places the organism in Eukaryota, Fungi, Basidiomycota, Agaricomycetes, Polyporales, Phanerochaetaceae. The coding region runs from base 281 to 2410 and encodes 709 amino acids. The transcript is spliced from 3 exons. The record is from RefSeq and is a predicted model, not a curated record.
CAAGCUCGAAUACCUCUACACUGUAGCCAUAUUGGUUGACCUGCGCUGUAGCUUCCCUUGUAUACUAACUUGUCGGAUGGCAGGCUCUCCUUGGGGGAACAAUCAAUACCCGCCAUAUCCUGUUCAAUAUGCGCCGGCCGCAGCUGCACCAUCGUUUGACCCGCGAAGAGUGCCCUAUGCGCCUCCACCACCCGCCACGAGAUUCUACAAUGGUGCUGUAAUGCCCCGCCAGCCAAGCGUCACGGAUAUGCGUGCGUUGCGAGGGAUGGCGAUGAUGGCAAUGCCGCAGCCCAGCAUCCCGCCUGUCUUGCAGCCGGGCGCGGAACCGCGUUCGCCGCCGUACGCUGCCUUCAGGAGCAACUCUGGCGACCUAUCGGGUGACUUAUUCUUCGACGGCCCCCCGCGCAUGCCUAUCCCGCAAAUGUACAACACUCCGCUGCCGCAGGCAUCACCCCAAAUACGGUACACUGCGUCUGCACCUCUGCCGCCCCUGCCCAAGAAGCCGAGUUUCGACGUCCCACCGCUGCCUCCUAAGCCAACGAAGACAUCGCCACCCGGUGCGCUGCCGCUUUACUCACAAGCCCUCAACGGCUUAAGUACGUUCUCCGAGCCGAGCACGUCGUCGCCGCAGACGCCAAGGCUGGAUAAUGUUACUGAGAGUGUUGACCCCGCACUCCCGCCAGCGGAGGAAGACGACGUCGCGUUGCAGGCUGCGCUCGAGCAGUCAAAGGGAUAUGCGGAGGCGGCGAGAAGGCGUGAGGAAGAGGAGCUAGCGAAAGCCAUGGCAGAGUCGUUGACGGUGUCGCCGCGUCGAGAGUCUGCACAAGUGUCACCCAUUGCGUCCGGCUCGGGAUCAUCAUAUUAUGAGAAAGGACCAUCGUCAAGCGCAUCUACAUCAUUUGGCUCUGGGUUCCCCUUCCCGGCACCGACGUCCACGAUUUCUUUCGUGCAGACCCCAGAGCCCGCCUCACUGUCUGCGCCAGUCGUCUCUCCUCCGGUGCUCACGUCCAGCCCUACAAGCAUGUCCCAACAAAUUCUAGACGACGAGGCGCUUGCACGUCAACUCGCGGAGGAAGAGGAGCGGCUGGCGCGACAGAAACAGGACGAAGAGCGGGCGAAGGCGCUGGCCGACGCCCAAGCGGCAGAACAAGCGCGCAAAGUCGCGGCAGAGCUUGCGCUGCCUCCCCAUCCGCCAGAGUACCAAGCAGCGGAUCCUCCCUCUUUCCCGCCCUCGCCACUUACAGCCCCGGAGGACCUAGCACUACCCUCUCCCGAGUCGGGCGGCAGUGAAACGCCGUUCCCUCUGCGCUCCACCGUGUCAAGCCCGGACAUCCACCGACACAGCGGCUCUACACACUCUGGUGCACCGCUCUGUGAAGAUAACGUUCGGGCAGGACGGUCUCAAUCCUUCGGCGCAUAUAGUGCCAGUUCCCCAGGGAUCAAACUACCGCUACCACACUCACCUUUGAAUCGUCCGAGAUCUUCUGGUGCUUCUCCAAACCUACCAUCCGUCCCCGAGACGGCCAACAGUGUUAACUCGCAUUCAGGCGAGAAUGCUUCGAGCACUGAACACACCAACAGUUUGCCCGCUUCCCCCGGCGACAACGAUGUUGCCCCUCGGUCGACGAGUCAGUAUGUUGACGCUGAGCUGCUACGUGGAGUCUCGAUUGGGUUCAAUCCGCCCUCUAUCUCAUCUGUCUUGACUCCAAUGGAUGGGCCGAUACCAAACGUGAUUGCCCUCCCAUACGGACGUGCUCCGCCAUUGCACAUCAAGGCUCCCAACUGGCGUGACAUGCUCAAGCUCAUGGCUAGGCUGAGUAAUACGAGACUGGAACCUACGGUGGAAGCGAUGGCUGUUGUGAAGACCGCGAUGCACUUGCGAGCUGUGGUCAAUUUCGUGAAGGUGCACGCGUCUUCAAGCGAUUGGCACGUUGUUCUGUAUAUGACGAUUGACUAUCCAAUCCCGGACGGCCACCGGUACAAGUCGCGAAAUCAGAACGACCCCGCGCUGUUACCGUAUUCUUAUACACUUUCGCCCACCCCGGCCUUCUUGCGCGAGAGUGCCGACAGCCCGCUGUCCAAGUGGUACUGUAUCCCUGCAACACCACAGAACGCGUACCCAACGUUGCCAGUGUCCUUCCCAGACCUCGCGACGUACUUGAUGAACGCUCUCGAGGACAGCCGGCGAGCCAUGCACGACCGCUCCAGCGGGUGGAGCCGGCUGGCAAAAGCGAUAGACACGAUCUACCCGAGCCGUGCGGGCGCAGGCGACGAAGAUACCGAAGAGAGAGCGCGCUUCACGGAUCGUGUCCGUGGCUUCUUCGGGCGUGGGAGCAGGCAGAACCGUCCUGCGAACGAUGACCGGUCUGACCUCGUCACGCCGUUCUAUGCAGACGACUUUGGACGAUAGCAUGCGCCGCAAGAGCAGCGAUGUCCACUGACAUACAUGGAAAGUUGUUAGACACGGGGUUGCGUCAGCGAAAAUUGGACCUACGCGAUGCCCUGCAUUGGAUAAGACUUUGGAUCGUUAGGCCUUUAGGUCGUGUAUCCCUUGUACGAACGGAUUGACAUGGCGUCAUUCAGGGUUGCUACUCUCCGAUACCGUUGCCACAUGCAGCUGCGUUCACCUCAGUAUACCACAUACGUAUCCUUGCUGUGUGUUUGGCUUUGCAUCACUGUAUCACGUCCUUGAAUCUUGUUU